Messenger RNA from Micromonas commoda, 1527 nucleotides. RefSeq lists its product with no specific name. The transcript has a single exon. The coding region runs from base 8 to 823 and encodes 271 amino acids. NCBI's taxonomy places the organism in Eukaryota, Viridiplantae, Chlorophyta, Mamiellophyceae, Mamiellales, Mamiellaceae. The record is from RefSeq and is a predicted model, not a curated record.
GCGCACGAUGGCUCAACCAACGCUCACUCCGGUGUACCAUGCGUCGGGUUGGUACACGGACGUGUGCGUGUGUUGCAAUUGCUGCUCGAAGAACGGGGACGACUUCGUGGAGUGCGACCUAUGCUGCGCCGCGGUCUUCUGCCCGUGCGCGGUGCUGAACUCGAACGUGAAGAUGUUGCAGACGCGCACGUACCACAAGCCGUGCGACUUCGAGUGCACCAAGCCGUGCGGCAUCAUGGCGUGCCUGACGGUGACGAGCGGGAUCAUACAGACUAUCGGACGGGCGACCGGAGUGUUCCUCGACCUCGUGAACCUCGGCCCGCUGUACUCGUUUCAGUGGCGCUCGGCGCUGCGAGAGAAGUACGGCAUAGCCGGUGACCCGUGCUCCGACUGCAUUUGCCACUUCUGCUGUAACCCGUGCGUCCUCUGCCAGGAGCACAUCGAGCUCAGGAAGCGCAACGGAGGGACCGGUGGGCUGCCCCCGCACGCGGUCGUCAUGGCCCAGCCGUACGCCGGGGCGUGGACCCAGACGUACGCCCCGGGGGGGCAGGUGAUGCCCGCGACGGCGUACGGCGGCCCACCCGGAGCGGGGGGACCGGUGCCGAUGUACACGGCGACGGUGGCGCCGCAGGGGCCGCCGACGGUCUUCCAGCAGCCCGGAGGGGGCGUGGCAAUGGCGACGCUGUCCGCGGACCAGAGCGAACAACCGGCGCGGCCGAGCGCGGAUCCCUACGGGCAAGAUCCCUACGGGCAGCAGGAGCCGCGGAGAGCCGGCGCCUACUACCCCGAAUACCCGAGCUCCGGGAAGGCGCAGGGGGGGUAACAACAACAACGGUGUAGAAUCAUAAACGCAGUAGCUAGCAGCGCGCGACGCGUCGUCGUCUCGCUUGUAAAAAAUGAAUGAACGAAAAUCGUUUCGUCAGUCGUCCUCGUCUGAAGCCCACGGGUCUUGAUCCUCGAACCCGUCCCCCUUGUUCCUGAAGUACGCCUCGUCCGCCACCCCGGUGGUUGCAAAGUGCGCGGCGCCCGCCUCGUCUUCGGCCUGGGUCUUCGCGUCGCUGACGACGACGUGGCCGAAACCCCCCGCCUCCGCCUCGAGCGCGUCGUGGUCGUCAAAGUGCUCAAUCAGUCGAGAGAGCCGCGUCCACCGCCAACCGGCGGAUUGGUGGAUGUAGGUCUCGCACGCGGGAAUCAGCUCACGGAUCAGGGCGUGCUGACACGCGGUCUUCUGCCAUUGAAAGGGAGCUUCCGCGCCGGUCGAUCUCCCGAAAAACUCGACGAUGACGGGCGCGAGCUUGGAGGAUUCCACGUUGCGUCUGGACGUCUCGUCUCGGUACAGCGCGCCCUUGUGGAUAUCCUUGUACGCGGUCCAGUAGUCCUCGGGGGUGAAGCCAACCUUUGCGAGCGCGGCGUGAAUCUCCAGACGGCCGUCGGGUAACGUCGCGGCGUCGAGGUCGGGGCUGAGCUCGGGCAUCGGGUCAUUGGUCCAGUCAUCGACACCCGGGGAUUCCUCGUCCUUGCUGAUCU